This is a messenger RNA of Closterium sp. NIES-65, 850 nucleotides long. Lineage: Eukaryota; Viridiplantae; Streptophyta; Zygnematophyceae; Desmidiales; Closteriaceae. The record is from the annotation of a GenBank genome assembly.
AUGCCUCCCGGUCGGGCGAAAUCAUGGAGCUGUUCUCGAAAGCGUGCUUCCGUGUUCGCCGUGCUCCCAGCAGCGCAGGUGGCGCUCGUGGUGGCCGCGCUGUUGAGUCAUUCCGGAGCAUGGAUUGUGGUCGCGAGGGGUCAGACCAUUGCUCCAUCUCAAGGCACGUUCGCUUCGCCGCUCUCCGUGCUCCGCCGCGCCGCAUGGGGAGUCACAUUCAACCAAUGGCAGGAGGGGGGCGACUGUAGCCAGGCGGAUGGCCUCACAUGUGACAGUAACGGAAUGAUCAUGAGCAUGGCGCUGGAUGAGAUGGGGCUGUCAGGCUCGCUACCAACAUCCCUCGGAUCAUUUAUCAAUCUCUCCUACCUUAGUCUGUGGAGUAACUCGCUUACGGGGGAACUGCCUUCCACCAUCAGUGCACUGACGGCUCUCAGUGACAUUGUUCUCGGCUUCAACCAACUCACCGGGUCGCUACCGCAAGGCCUCUCCACACUUUCUCGUCUCUCCCGGCUUGCACUCGGCAGUAACCGCUUCGCCGGUUCUCUCCCCGAUUGGAUUGGCGGCCUGUCCCUCAUGGAAACACUGGACGUCAGCAGGAAUAACUUAUCCGGCCUCAUCCCUUCCUCGAUCGGCAGUCUCCUCAACCUCACCUUCCUGAGCCUUGAGUACAACGCCUUCACAGGCCCUCUUCCUGCCACCCUCGGUUCCCUCACCACCCUCGCGUACCUUAACGUAGACAACACGUCGCUCGUCUGCCCCACUACCCCAGCCUCCUGUGAGGUGCCUCAGGACCCCCUAUCCGUCUUCUGUGUCGACUGCGCCACCUUCUGCUCCCAGUGCUCUGCUGCGG